Molecule: messenger RNA, 2202 nt
Organism: Antechinus flavipes (yellow-footed antechinus)
Lineage: Eukaryota; Metazoa; Chordata; Mammalia; Dasyuromorphia; Dasyuridae
Gene: PHYH
Product: phytanoyl-CoA 2-hydroxylase
Exons: 9
Coding region: 468-1517 (349 amino acids)
Biological process (GO): fatty acid alpha-oxidation
Molecular function (GO): phytanoyl-CoA dioxygenase activity
Source: RefSeq, a predicted model, not a curated record
CGCCAUCUCCAGUCAGGGCUAAAGGUGAUGGGGACAGAGGAUGGAUCGCUGCAUCGGAUGGGGAAGGGGAAGUGCAGAGAGGCUCACAGUCACGCACAGCUGGCAGGCGGCACGGUGCCAGCACUGGAAGCCAUAGCCUGACUCCAAAACCUACGCGGACCGGCGCACUGCCGCUUUCUUUUCUGUUUACGCACCGUAACUUUCCAGCAAGUAAAGGUGCACGCAGGUCACCGGGAUCAGGUACCGCUCGUCCUGACUCUCCGGGGACCCGGCGCUGCCCGCAGAUCUUUCAGCUUCCAGGUCCGUCGGCCGCCUUUGCUCCCCGGCUCUGGCUCCGGUCCCGGCAGUCCUGGUGCGCCUGCGCUCCCUCUCCCCGGGAGGCGGAGCUGGGGAGCGGGUUAAGUAAGAUCGUGGGGAGCUUUCGUUCUUCUAUCCGGUCUGCUCCUUGCUUUUCUCCUGCGACAAGGAUGGCUGCCAGUGCUCUGCGCGUCCAGGACCCGGGGCGAGCUGGCGGGCCUGCCAAAACCCGCCUCAAAAUCCUGCUUGGACACCUCCAGGGCCCCGCGACCCCGGCGAUCGCGGCUUCUCCAACUUCAGCUGCUGUUGUGCCUUCCAAUUUCCAUCCUCCAAAAUUCCAGUACACACUGGAUAAUAAUGUCUUAACCCUAGAACAGAGGCAAUUUUAUGAAGACAAUGGUUUCCUGGUCAUAAAAAAUCUGGUGUCUGAUGAAGAUAUUCAGCGCUUCAGGAAUCAGUUUGAAAGGAUCUGCAGAAAGGAAGUGGAAUGCCCAGGAAUAGAUAUCAUGAAGGAUGUGACCAUUGCAAAAUCAACCCAUUCUCUAAAUGAGAAAAUAGUUACAAAAAUCCAGAAUUUUCAAUAUGAUGAAGAACUCUUCAGCUAUUGCACUCUGCCCCAGAUUACUAAAUAUGUCGAGUGUUUCACUGGACCCAAUAUCAUGGCUAUGCAUACAAUGCUGAUAAACAAGCCUCCAGAUUCUGGUAAGAUGACUUCUCGCCAUCCCAUGCAUCAGGACCUGCACUACUUCUCAUUCAGGCCUCCCAAUUCCAUUGUCUGUGCUUGGACUGCUAUGGAACAUAUUGACAGAAACAAUGGCUGCCUGGUUGUGUUACCAGGCACGCACAAGGGCACCUUGAAACCACAUGACUAUCCUAAAUGGGAGGGGGGAGUUAAUAUUUUGUUCCAUGGUAUCCAAGACUAUGAUACAAACCAGCCCAGGGUUCACCUGGUGAUGGAGAAGGGAGACACUGUUUUUUUCCAUCCUCUGCUCAUUCAUGGAUCUGGAAGUAACAAAACUAAAGGAUUCCGGAAGGCAAUUUCCUGUCAUUAUGCCAGUUCUGAUUGCUUCUACACUGAUGUAAAGGGCACUAGUCAAGAAAACAUUGAGAAGGAACUUCAAGCAUUAUCUGACAGAAAGUUUGAUGGCCUCAAAGUCCAAUUAAAGGAUAUUUGGAUGAUACGAGCACGGCUUGUGAAAGGAAAAAGAAUCAAUCUUUGAAGUAUUACUGAAAAGUCGACACCAAGUGCCAAAGGAGAAUGUUUUUAGAUGAGACGUAGUGGUCCUUGGUAUCAUAUACUAAUAUGAAAAAGCACUUUGUUUUAUGCAAUAUUGUCUGCUUUGGCAGAUACAAAGACUAAAAUGUUUAAUAUGUAAAAAACUUAAUUUACUGUCACUUGUAUAAUUUUGGAAUAAUUCAAGUCUUCCAAAAAAAGGGGGUGGGAAGAGUGAAUCAUUAAAGCACUUGUUACCUAAAAGAAAAUCUAUUGAAUUCAGAGUCUUUGUAAUUAUAAACUAACUGGGUGCCACUAAAAAGUAAUAGUUGAUUGCUUUUAUAGGUAGAGGAAAUAUGUUGCUGUUGCUUCUUUAGAGAGGCAAAGGAUAAGAAUUUGUCCUAAGCUGAUAAUUCUUUAAUCAGUGGAACAUUGUAGAAUAGAAUAACGGAAAGACCUAUAUCCUUCCACAAUAGUCUGUAGUCCAACAUUACCCUUUGCCCAUUCACCUCUUAAAAAACUGGAUUUCAUUUAUUUCUUUCUCUUUUUCUAACCCUAAAGAAAAAUUGGAUAAUCUCCUCUGAUGAAAGAAACUGAAAAUUUUCAUAUCUAAGAUUGAUGUUAGGGUUAGGCGGUAGGAAACUUAUUAAAUCAUUUUGAUUUUAGGUUGGAAUAAAUAUGGCCUGUGGUGA